Molecule: messenger RNA, 2532 nt
Organism: Trichophyton rubrum CBS 118892
Lineage: Eukaryota; Fungi; Ascomycota; Eurotiomycetes; Onygenales; Arthrodermataceae
Exons: 1
Coding region: 1-2532 (843 amino acids)
Biological process (GO): double-strand break repair via alternative nonhomologous end joining; DNA recombination; lagging strand elongation
Cellular component (GO): DNA ligase III-XRCC1 complex
Molecular function (GO): DNA binding; ATP binding; DNA ligase (ATP) activity
Source: RefSeq, a predicted model, not a curated record
AUGGCCGGUCCGUUAAAAAAGAAGAGAAAGGUUGAUUCGACUAGGGCACCGCAGAAUACCCGGAGCAUUGCUUCAUAUUUUAGUGCAGGAAGGAAAGCAACGUCACAGCAAAUCCCUAGCACCGAGCAUCAGCUUACGGACGAGCAACUGGCCCAGAAGCUUCAAACGGAAUGGAAUAAAAAAAGCCAGGACGACUCUGGAUCUUCUACUCCUGGUCAUAGAGCAACGGAAACCCUUCAGGAAGAAAAACCGCAAGCGUCUGAUGAAGUAGCCGUUGCUAGCUCAAGCACCGACAAAGGCAGCUUACCUGAUACUCCAGCUCUUACGCCCGGAAAAGUGAAUGAGCCCAAGGGAAUACUAUCUCUACAGAGCUCCUCAACGGCUGAGGAUACCAUAUCAUUUUCAUUGCCUUUUGAUCUUAGUCCGUUGGAAUUCGAUCCGCAUGAACAAAAAGAAAAACUUCAGGCACACUGGGAUGCGGAAGGCGGGAAAGCGUCGUAUGCCAUUUUAGCUCGCGCCUUUUCUCUUGUCAAUGGAACACAGAGCAGGAUCAAAAUAGUUGAUAUACUUGUGAACGUUCUUAGGCUUAUAAUCGUUGGUGAUCCACAGAGCCUACUUCCGGCGGUGUGGUUGGCAACAAAUGCCUUUGCUCCGCCAUACGUGCCAAUUGAAUUGGGGCUAGGAGGGUCUGCCAUAUCCAAAGCAUUGAAAAGAGCUUAUGGGUUGGAUAACCAGGGUCUUAAAUCACUUUACAACAAACAUGGCGAUGCUGGCGAUGUGGCUUUUGAAGCAAAAAAAAAGCAGUCAUUUACGCUGAGACGACCAAAGCCGUUGACUAUCAGAAGUGUAUACGAUGCGCUGAUGAAAAUUGCGAACAGCAAAGGCACAGGGAGUCAGGAGACAAAGCAAAGAAUUGUUGAGAAAUUGCUCCAAGACACGCGAGGUGCAGAGGAGAGCCGGUAUAUCGUCCGUACACUUGUUCAACAUCUCCGGAUUGGAGCCGUUAAAACAACGAUUUUGAUUGCACUUGCAAGAGCGUUUCUCUACUCCAAACCACCGGCAGCCACAUUUCCCAUACGUUCGCGCGCAGAGCUCAUGAGCUUGAGUAAAGAGGAUCUAUCAAGUAUCUACUCUCAGGCUGAAGAGACUAUCAAAGCAUGCUAUGCCCGGCAUCCUAACUACAACAUGAUUGUUCCAUGUUUAUUGGAAAAUGGAGUUUCUGCUGAACUUCUUACGAAAUGCGGCAUCACAUUGCACGUUCCUUUAUUACCCAUGUUGGGUAGUAUUACCCGAGACCUUCCGCAAAUGUUAACCAGGCUACAUGGCCGAUCCUUUACCUGCGAGUACAAGUAUGAUGGGCAAAGGGCGCAGGUACACUGUGAUGCAGCGGGGAAAGUGUCCAUUUUCUCUCGCCAUUUAGAACUCAUGACGGAUAAAUACCCGGACUUAGUGUCUCUUGUCCCUGAGAUUCGAUCUGGAACUGUUUCUAGCUUUAUUAUGGAAGGUGAAGUGGUUGCUGUUAAUAACGAAACUGGAGAAUUGCUUCCUUUUCAAACACUCACGAAUCGGGCGAAGAAAAAUGUGGAAAUAGGUAGUAUCAAAGUCAAUGUCUGCUUAUUCUCGUUUGACUUGAUGUACCUGAAUGGACAGCCGCUACUUGACAGAACAUUUCGGGAAAGACGUGAACUUCUUAGGAGUUUGUUCGUCGAGAUCCCGAAUCGAUUUACAUGGGUAAAGAGUAUAGAUGCUUUCCCAUCUGAUUCAGACGCUGUCCUGAACUUUUUCAACGAUGCCCUUCAAGUAAAAUGCGAGGGCAUAAUGGUUAAAGUUCUGGAUGAUAAGCCAGUUGAUCGCCUGUUACAGGCAGCAGAUACCGCGGCAGCUCUUGGUGAUGGUGAAUUACUGCCUCCUGAAGAGGAUCAGCAACAAGAGUCUACGGAUACCGCCGAGAAGCAGCGAGGAAACCGAAAACGGCCGCUGCUAUCAACAUACGAGCCGGACAAACGCCUCGAGUCUUGGCUUAAAGUGAAGAAGGAUUAUAGUGCUUCUUCAGAGACCUUAGACUUGAUUCCCAUUGCGGCAUGGCAUGGCCAAGGUCGAAAGGCCAAAUGGUGGUCUCCGAUACUUCUUGCUGUGCGAAACCCUGAAACCGGCUCUCUCGAGGCAGUUACCAAGUGCAUGUCCGGUUUCACUGAUAAGUUUUAUGAAGCGAAUAAGGAGAAGUACGCGGAAGGCAGCGACAAUAUAAUCUCACGCCCGAGCUACGUGGAGUACUGUGGCGAGCCAGAGGUUUGGUUUCAACCUCAGGAGGUGUGGGAGAUGGCUUUUGCAGAUAUCACACUGAGUCCUACGUAUACUGCAGCCAUAGGACUGGUUAGUGAUGAACGGGGCCUAAGCCUUCGAUUCCCAAGGUUCUUGAGAGUGAGAGAGGACAAGAGCAUUGAUGAAGCUAGCACAUCCGACUAUCUUGCCCAUCUUUGGGACAAGCAGACGGAGAGAGCAAAGGUGGCGGAGCCUCAGGCUGGGGAUUGA